This is a messenger RNA of Cephus cinctus (wheat stem sawfly), 2248 nucleotides long. RefSeq names its product U3 small nucleolar RNA-associated protein 4 homolog (gene l(3)72Dn). Gene Ontology annotation, biological process: maturation of SSU-rRNA from tricistronic rRNA transcript (SSU-rRNA, 5.8S rRNA, LSU-rRNA). NCBI's taxonomy places the organism in Eukaryota, Metazoa, Arthropoda, Insecta, Hymenoptera, Cephidae. The transcript has 4 exons. The record is from RefSeq and is a predicted model, not a curated record. The coding region runs from base 110 to 2173 and encodes 687 amino acids. Gene Ontology annotation, molecular function: protein binding; RNA binding. Gene Ontology annotation, cellular component: 90S preribosome; small-subunit processome; t-UTP complex.
UAGUUCUUUUUAGCGUCCACGUGUUGGACUGUUGUGGUUAUGUAGUUGACAUUUGCCGUCAGUAAUUUACUCUGUUAAUUUUAAUAGUUGCAAUAAUUUCAAGUAAAGCAUGUCUACCUGUAGGAUACAUAAUGUUAGAUUUUAUAAUCUUGAACCAAAAUCUAUAACUUGUCUGUGCUACGAACAAAAAACGAAAAAGUUGGCUCUUUCCAGGAAUGAUAAUUCUAUUGAGAUAUGGAAUGUGGAAAAUGCACCCUUUGUGGAGCGUACAAUUGUUGGUCAUCCAGAAGGUUCGGUGGAAGCAGUUUUAUGGGUAGACCUUAGGCUUUUCUCUACCGGUCUUCAUGGAAUGGUCAUGGAACACGACUUGACAAGCUUAGGUGUUAAAUAUGAAACUGUUGUUACGGGAGGAGCAGCUUGGUGUAUGGAUGUAAACAAAGAAAAGACACGGUUAGCCAUUGGUACAGAGGAUGGAUAUGUUAAUACAUUUACCGUGACAAGUGAUUCCUUACUUUAUGAAAGAAUCUUUGACAAGCAAGGCGGCCGAAUAUUGUGUAUUAAGUGGGAUAAUACUGGGGAAAUGAUUUUCUCUGGUUCGAUUAAUACAGUCAGAGUAUGGAAUUCGGUAUCUGGCCAUGCAAUACACAGAAUGACGACAGUGAGAAAAGAGGCAAAGAAGGGAACAAUAAUCUGGUGCCUCGGAGUGACCUCUGAUAACUUUAUUGUUUCUGGAGACUCAUGUGGUGUACUAUCGUUCUGGGAUCCCAAUAUGGGAACAUUAAUGGAGUCCCAUGAAAGUCAUACAGCUGAUAUACUGGCACUUAGUGUCUCCCAAGAUACAGAUGUAGUAUAUUGUGCAGGUGUCGAUCCUGUGGUUCGUAGCUUUUCCAAAAUCAUAUUAAAAUCCAGCGGAAGAGCUCAGUGGGUUAAAGGAAUAGAAAGGAGACUUCAUGUUCACGACGUAAGAGCUUUAAUCGAAGCAGAUGGAAAAUUAUACUCUGCCGGAGUGGAUGGUUACUUAGCACAAUCAUCUUAUCCACCAAAAAUGCUUGUCAAGUAUCCCCCACUUCUACAACCACCAUGUGUCACAGUUUGCAAGAAAACUAGAUGCAUCCUACUGCGAUACACAAAUUACUUAGAAAUAUGGAGACUAGGAAAAGCUAAUACAUCCUCGCAGAAUAAAAUACAAGUGGGAAUGACGCAUCCAUUGGAAGAAGAACCAAUAAAAUUACUCGAAUUAAAAACAAAAGGUAAUGAGAGUAUUGUCUCCUGCGCCAUCAACAAGGAUUCAAAGACCAUUGUCUAUUCAACGAACAGUCAUGUCAGGAUAUUUCAUUUCGACGUCGUCGAUGGUGACGCGCAAUUAUCCAGAAGCGAGCCAGAGAUUCCUCUCAAAAGGAUACAAAAGAUGCUCUUUAGUCCAGAUGGAAAAUUAUUCUUAGCGAUUGUCAACGAAGGAGACGGAAACUCCAUGUUUUUCUUUAAAGUCAAGCAGAAAUGCUUGAGCCACGAAGGAACUAUUAACAUUGAUAAGGAUUCCCUGAAUGCUGUUAGCCUUGUGUGCUUUUCCCCAAACAGUAAAUACCUUAUUUGUACAGAUCACCACAGUCACAUUGUAAUAUACACCAUCGAUUCAGAUCUUUCCUCAGGAUCAUUAAAAUCCUGGAAACUUCCCAAGUACAGGUACCCUCCAACAGCCAUGGCUGUGCAGGCGGACACCCUUAACCUGGUUGUCGUAUACUCUGAUCAUAAGAUCAUUGAGUACAAUAUUAGUAAACGGAUGUACACGCAAUUCUCAAAUAAUCUGGAAGGACACUUACCGAAACAAUGGCUGACCAGACCUUUUCCAAUAACAAACGUAACCUUCGAUCCCAAUAACGAGAACGUUAUAAUAGUCCACGAUGACACAACUGUGUACGUUAUUAACAAGAACAAGGAACUUCCGGAAAGUGAAUCGAAAAUACCAAGAUUGGAAAACGGCGAUUCUGUCGAAGGUAACAACUCAGGGCUCGGUUCUCAAUCGCAGCACGCUUUUCAUGUUGCCAAAAAAUAUAAGCAUCUGGUGCACUUAGACUGGCUAAACGAUACAGAAAUGGUGGCUGUGGAAGUAAAUCCUAUUUCACUAACAGAAAAGCUGCCUCCUACACUCAAACAAAAGUCAUUCGGCAUAUAACUAACGUUCUAUUUCUGUUGAGGACUCUUAAUGUUUGUUUUUUAAGAGAAUAAAAACAAAAACACUUUACAUAAA